UGAGCAGAGCCUACUUGCUUCACAGAGCCUACUUGCUUCACAGAUUAGUACUACAUCUUCUCUAUAGACUCUAAUGGCUCUACUAGUCUCGUUUAUUUUCUUCUUACUGUCCAUUCUCUCAGUAGUACUCUUCCUUAAACCAUCUCCUAAUAACCUUCCCCCAGGACCCUUUUCAUGGCCAAUUAUAGGGACCCUGUUGCCCAAGCUGAAGAAGCAACCCCAUGUCGAGCUAAGCAAAUUGGCACAGAGAUUUGGUCCACUAAUGCUCCUAAAAUUUGGGGUUGAGCCCGUUGUUGUGGCUUCGAGCCAUGUUGCAGCCGUGGAGGUGCUCAAGAAUCAGGAUCGAUUGCUUUCAGGCCGCUUUGCACCACACAGCGUCCGAAUUAAGGGCUAUAUUGAACACUCCAUGGUGUGGGCUGAUUGCACUGAUUACUGGAAGAUGGUCAGGAAGGUAUGGAGGACUGAAUUGUUCUCUACUAAGAUGUUGGACAUUCAGGCACACGCCAGAGAGGAGAAAGUAUCGGAACUGAUGAAAUUUCUCAUACGGAAGGAAGGAGAGAAGGUGAAUUUUGCUGAUGUGAUAUUCGGUUCCAUUUUGAACAUAUUAGGUGCACUUAUUUUCUCCAAAGACGUGUAUGAUUUUGAAGACAGGACGGAUAAUAACUUGGGUAUGAAGGGCAUGAUUCGGCAGCUGAUGAUAUUGGCAGCCAUCCCAAAUCUAGCCGACCUCUACCCAAUUCUUGGCGGAUCAGACUUUCAGGGCUUGAGGAAGGCAUCGGCAGCGUGUGUCAAGCGGAUGAAUGAGUCAUGGGCCGCCAUUGUUAAACAAAGGAGGAAGAAUGAUGACCACUCCAAGAAUGAUUUCUUGCAAGUUUUGCUCGAUUCUGGGUUCAGUGAUCCCCAGAUUGACGCCAUGCUUCUGGAAACGUUUGGACCUGGUUCAGACACUAGUACCUCCACGAUUGAAUGGGCAAUGGCAGAAUUGCUGCGGAACCCAGAGAAGCUGGUAAAGGUCCGCGAGGAACUCGACAGGGUGAUCAGAAGAAGCAACAAUGUGAAGGAGUCUGAUCUGCCAAACCUACCUUAUCUCCAUGCCUGUGUCAAAGAGACCCUCAGGUUACACCCUCCGGUCACCUUCCUUCUUCCACACCGAGCAAUGGAAACUUGUCAAAUGAUGAAUUACACGAUUCCAAAGGGAUGCCAACUGAUGGUAAACACAUAUGCAAUUGGAAGAGAUUCCAAGACAUGGGAGAAACCCUUGUCUUUCUUGCCAGAACGAUUUCUGAACUCAGAACUUGAUUACCAAGGUAACGAUUUCCAGUACAUACCAUUUGGUGCCGGCAGAAGAAUCUGUCCAGGGUUGUCAUUGGCAACUCGAGUUGUUCGACUGAUACUCGCUUCUCUUCUCCACACUUUUGAUUGGAGCCUUCCUGAUGGAAUGCACCCAGAUGAGCUAGACAUGAACGAUAAGUUUGGGCUGGCUCUCCAGAAGGACAUCCCUCUGGUAGUCAUUCCCAAGUUGAGGAAGUAAUUAAAGGGGUCUAGUUAUAUUAAGCUAUUAGUAUUCAUAUAGCUUUUGUUUGUCUCCCUUUCGCAAGGAAACUUAAUUACUGUAUGUGUUAAUUAUUAGCACAGUCAUGGCGGCAUUGUGUGUGCAUCUAUAUAAGUAGAAUGUGAUGUAGCUUCAAUAAAUUCAUGGCCUUUCUCUUGAAAUUGUUGUA
Messenger RNA from Nelumbo nucifera (sacred lotus), 1721 nucleotides. RefSeq names its product putative (S)-N-methylcoclaurine 3'-hydroxylase isozyme 2. NCBI's taxonomy places the organism in Eukaryota, Viridiplantae, Streptophyta, Magnoliopsida, Proteales, Nelumbonaceae. The record is from RefSeq and is a predicted model, not a curated record. Gene Ontology annotation, molecular function: oxidoreductase activity, acting on paired donors, with incorporation or reduction of molecular oxygen; heme binding; monooxygenase activity.